AUGGCAGGCGGCGGUGAAAACAGCCCCAUCAUUGAUGGCAUCGUCAAGAACGACAAAGUGCCAUGGUAUCGCAAGAAGAACCUUCGCAGCCUCUACCUCUGGCUGGUGCCAUUUGCCAUGUUCAUUGAAAGCACCAGUGGUUUCGACUCGUCUAUGAUGAACGGUCUCCAAGGCCUCAGCUAUUGGAAGAGCUACUUCAACAAGCCCGACGGUGCUAUUCUCGGUCUCUUGGUCUCCUGCUACAGUCUUGGUGCCAUCACAGCAAUUCCAUUUGUCCCCUUGGUGUCAGAUUGGGUCGGCCGCCGCUGGUCAGUGGUCUUUGGCUCGGCCGUCAUGAUCGUCGGAUCAAUUCUGCAGGGCCUUUCCCAAAAUCUUGCCAUGUUCAUCAUAUCACGAAUGGUCCUCGGUCACGGUAUCGUGUACGCCAUUGUCGCUGGCUCAGCUCUUCUCGGUGAGCUCGGCCACCCUAAGGAGCGUCCUUUCCUGGGCUCCAUGUUCAAUGCUUUCUACUCGGUUGGCGCACUCCUUGGUGCCGGUAUCGUCAUUCAGACUUUGCAGAUCAAGAGCCACUGGAGCUGGCGCUUGCCAUCGAUCCUACAGGCUGCACCUUCGCUUAUCCAGGUCGCCACUUGCUUUAUGAUUCCAGAGUCACCUCGAUGGCUCAUCUCCAAGGAUCGCCAGGAGGAGGCCCUCAAUAUCCUUAUCAAGUACCACGCUGAGGGCGAUGCUUCCAACCCAUUGCCACACGCCGAAUUCGCCGAAAUUAAGAAAGCGCUCGAGAUUGAAAACGAGGAACGUAAACGUGGAUGGCUUGAAUUGUUUCAAUCCCCCGCCAUGCGUCGCCGAGCUCUUGUCUCGGGCGCCCUUGGAGUCUUCUGUCAGUUCAGUGGUAACGCCUUGAUCUCACAAUACUUGGUCAAGAUCCUCGGCAUGAUCGGCAUUGAUUCUGAAGAGGCACUAAAGUUCAGCGUUGGUCGUGAAGCCUGGGGUUUGGUCGUCUGCUUCACCUUGGCUAGCAUCACACCACGCUAUCCUCGUCGUCGGAUGUAUCUACUCUGCACGACAGCUCUUAUUCUCUGCUACACUGCCUGGACCGUCGCCCAGGCUCGACAGAUGAUCACCAAGUCCGAGGCCGCCGGCAUUGCCACCAUCUUCUUCAUUUUCCUCUACACGCCAUGCUACAACAUUGGUUACAAUGCACUGACCUAUGUCUACUUGGUCGAGCUCUGGCCAUACUAUGCCCGUACCAAGGGAAUUACAUGGUUCCAACUCUGCUCUCGCACAGCCAGCACCUUCGGUGCACAGGUCAACCCCAUCGGGUUGAAGAACAUCGGGUGGAAAUACCUGCUUGUCUAUAUCUGCUUCUUAGCCUUCGAAAUCGUCUUCAUCUACUUCUUGUUCCCAGAAACACAUGGCAAGACACUCGAGGAGUUGACUUUCUUGUUCGAGUCCGAAGCAGAACGAGCUCGUGAGCUCGAAUCUGCCACUCACAAGGCACUGGGCCACCACAUUGAAGACACCACCGAAAUCCAUGAGGUCAACCCAAAGGCCGUAGAGGUUACUGAGAAGGCUGCAUAA
Exophiala bonariae is the source of this 1578-nucleotide messenger RNA. RefSeq lists its product as uncharacterized. The transcript is spliced from 4 exons. NCBI's taxonomy places the organism in Eukaryota, Fungi, Ascomycota, Eurotiomycetes, Chaetothyriales, Herpotrichiellaceae. Gene Ontology annotation, cellular component: membrane. The record is from RefSeq and is a predicted model, not a curated record. Gene Ontology annotation, molecular function: carbohydrate:proton symporter activity. Gene Ontology annotation, biological process: carbohydrate transport; transmembrane transport. The coding region runs from base 1 to 1578 and encodes 525 amino acids.